UCCCGCGACCUAGUACUACUACGCCACUUCCGCCACUGUUCAUACAUUGUUUGAAACGUGUUUUAAACGUUUUUGUUAACAACACUAACGAAAAGUGUUGAUCUAACGAAAUAAACAUGAGCAAAGCACACCCACCCGAGUUGAAAAAGUUUAUGGACAAGAAGCUUUCACUGAAGCUCAAUGGUGGCCGUCAUGUUCAGGGCAUCUUGCGUGGAUUUGAUCCCUUCAUGAAUCUGGUCGUGGAUGACUCUAUAGAAAUGGCUCCUGGAGGACAAAUGAACUCUAUUGGCAUGGUGGUGAUCAGAGGAAACAGUAUAAUCAUGUUGGAGGCUCUUGAACGAGUAUAAGGAUGAUGCCCUUUUUCUUUUCCUGUAUUUGUUUUUUUUUUUUUUUGUAUCCAGCAAAUGUGGAAAAAAUUUCUCAUUUAUGUUCACCACACUUUAUUAAAGCCGAACUCUUUGAUUCUGUUAAAGUAUUGUUUUAUAAACACCUUUCUUGUUUUUAUGUACAUUACUAUGUCUGUAGAAAUUUGUGUACACAAUUCAUACAUUUUUGUGAAUAAAUGGACUAUGGUGUGAUCAAUCCAAA
Molecule: messenger RNA, 588 nt
Organism: Carassius carassius (crucian carp)
Lineage: Eukaryota; Metazoa; Chordata; Actinopteri; Cypriniformes; Cyprinidae
Gene: snrpg
Product: small nuclear ribonucleoprotein polypeptide G
Exons: 4
Coding region: 117-347 (76 amino acids)
Biological process (GO): spliceosomal snRNP assembly; mRNA splicing, via spliceosome
Cellular component (GO): precatalytic spliceosome; U2 snRNP; U1 snRNP
Molecular function (GO): RNA binding
Source: RefSeq, a predicted model, not a curated record